AUGGUGCAUUUCACAGCUGAGGAGAAGACCGCCAUCACCAGCCUGUGGGGCAAGGUCAAUGUGGAAGAGAUUGGUGGGGAAGCUUUAGGCAGGCUGCUGGUUGUCUACCCCUGGACCCAGAGAUUCUUUGAUUCCUUUGGCAACCUGUCUUCUCCGUCUGCUAUCCUGGGGAACCCCAAGGUCAAGGCCCAUGGCAAGAAGGUGCUGACCUCCUUGGGUGAGGCUGUUAAGAACCUGGACAACCUCAAGGCUACCUUCUCCAAGCUAAGUGAGCUGCACUGUGACAAAUUGCAUGUGGACCCUGAGAACUUCAGGCUCCUUGGGAAUGUACUGGUUGUUGUUAUGGCCGUUCAUUUUGGCAAGGAGUUUACCCCUGAAGUGCAUGCUGCUUGGCAAAAGCUGGUGGCUGGCGUGGCCAGUGCCUUGGCCCACAAGUACCACUAA
Trichosurus vulpecula (common brushtail) is the source of this 444-nucleotide messenger RNA. RefSeq names its product hemoglobin subunit epsilon. Gene Ontology annotation, cellular component: hemoglobin complex; blood microparticle; haptoglobin-hemoglobin complex. Gene Ontology annotation, molecular function: peroxidase activity; oxygen carrier activity; organic acid binding. NCBI's taxonomy places the organism in Eukaryota, Metazoa, Chordata, Mammalia, Diprotodontia, Phalangeridae. Gene Ontology annotation, biological process: hydrogen peroxide catabolic process; oxygen transport. The record is from RefSeq and is a predicted model, not a curated record. The transcript has 3 exons. The coding region runs from base 1 to 444 and encodes 147 amino acids.